Molecule: messenger RNA, 774 nt
Organism: Prunus armeniaca (apricot)
Lineage: Eukaryota; Viridiplantae; Streptophyta; Magnoliopsida; Rosales; Rosaceae
Source: the annotation of a GenBank genome assembly
AUGGCGGGAAUAGUUGUGGUUUUUGACUUUGACCGAACCCUAAUCGACGGUGACAGUGAUAGCUGGGUCGUUGCGGAGAUGGGUCUCACUCAGCUCUUCAAUGAGCUUCGCUCUACUUCGCCAUGGAACAAACUCAUGGAUAGAAUGAUGAAGGAGCUGCAUUUGCAAGGAAAAAGUUCUGUGGAUAUUAAAGAGUGCCUCAAAAGAAUUCCAAUGCAUCUAGGGGUAAUUGCAGCUAUUAAGUCAGCUCAUGCUUCAGGAUGUGAUUUGAGGAUUAUUAGCGAUGCAAAUCAGUUUUUUAUUGAGACGAUCUUAGAAUGUCAUGGUUUGUUAGGAUGCUUCUCACAGAUUGUCACAAAUCCAAGCUUUGUUGAUGGAGAUGGAAGACUUGGGAUUUUUCCGUACCAUGAUGUAGGCUCACCUUCUCAUGGUUGCAAUUUAUGCCCUCCAAAUUUGUGCAAGGGUGUGGUGAUUGAUCAAAUCCGAGCUUCUGUUUCUGCCAAUGGGAGGAAAAGAUAUAUCUACCUAGGAGAUGGGAGAAAUGAUUUUUGCCCAACUUUAAGGCUUGUAGAAGGAGACCAUGUAAUGCCAAGAAAGGACUAUGCUCUAUCGAAGCGCAUUUACAGCAACCGAAUGCUUAUCAAGGCUGACGUCCAUGAAUGGAGUGAUGGAGAGGAGCUUGGGAAGAUAUUGCUUCACCUCAUCCACAGAAUUUCUACUGAAGAAAUUAAUUGUAGUGACCUCAGUCAGCUGAACUCACCUGACCACAUAUGA